AUGAACGACACACAGCUAUGCUCGAAUUGCUGGCUCGGUGGUCUAGCCUUGCAACUGGGAAACGCCCUUGGUUACGACGCUGGCCUCGAAGACAAAUACACGUCAUUGACAUCCAGUUGUAAUGCCACGGGCUAUAGCUAUACGUCUCCCACUGCCUAUGCGCUCAAUACCACAGCGACCACACCCUCGGCGACAGUGACAGCAACCCCUGCGCCGACAUGCACUGGUUCCUAUGUCGUGCAAUCCACUGAUGACUGUAACUCAGUGGCGAAGGCCCUGAACGUGUCAACAUAUAGCUUAUUAUCGGACAAUAACCUGGAUAUAUAUUGCCAGAACUUUGCUACUAUGGUGAACAGUAGUCUUUGCAUUCCGCCACAGUGCGAGACAUAUACCUGGCAAGCACUGGAUACAUGCAAUACUGUGGUCAGUGACCUGCUUAAUGUGACUCUGGCGCAAUUUCUUGCUUGGAAUCCCAAUUUCAACUCUCUCUGUCAGAAUGGUGUGAAUUUUAUCGGCCCACCUGGAGGAUACCUGAACCACACCUCAGAUGGCGACGGCAGUAUGCCAACGACCAGUGUUACUACUCCUGUGCCCGUCCCAACCAAUGCAAUGACUGGGUCCAACACGGAUUGUGGCAGUUGGUAUACGGUUGCUGAAAAUGACACCUGUGCUUUGGUGUCGAUGGCAAACUCUAUCUCCCUCACGGAUUUCUACUUCCUGAACCCGGAGAUUGACGCAAAGUGUACCAACCUGGAACUUGGCGAAGCUUAUUGUGUCGCACCAGUCGGAGCCAUCACGACUUACUCUGGUUACACGGUCACCGGGGGUUGGGCGACGAUCACCGUCCCUACAGCCUCUUUUCCCUCUGUCAAUACUGCAAUCCCAACGAGCACCGGAGAUCCUGGCUACCUUUAUGUUCCUGUAUAUCUGCCAACUGCCCCUGGCACCAUUGAGGGCUGCGAUAAGUACCAAAACUACAGUGAUUACGGCGAUCUCAGUAGUUGCACUUGGGUCGCAGAAAUUUCAGAGUUGACCACUGAUCAACUGCUGGAGUGGAAUCCGAGCCUUUCGUCUAAUCUCACGACCUGUGCGCUACAACCGGGAUACAGCUACUGCGUGCAGCGGUAUGCGAAUCAGACAUCACCAGGGGACGCCGACCCCAGCUCGAACUGCCUGUCUGUCAAUACUAUCGAGCCCGGGACAGUAUCCAACUGCAAUUGCUUCACCCAGGUCGAUGGGUGGUUGAAUGGUGAUUACGGAUGUGAUCAGAUUGUAGAAGAUUUUAGUCUGACAUUAACCCAACUCACCACGUGGAAUCCAUGGUUGGCGGGCGGCUGUGACACGGCGCUCUAUGCAAAUCUCACAGGAAAUGAUGAACGCGCAGUAUGCAUCGGCGUAGGCAACACGACGAUCACCACCACGACAACACCAACAACAAUUACACCGACCACCACUACAUCGUCCAUGGGACCAACCCGGACAGGCACUGUGGCGGGCUGUCAGCAGUUCUACACUAUCCAGUCGGGAGAUAGCUGUUCCUCGGUUGAAACCGAAUUCGGAAUUACCUUUGCCCAACUGUACGAGUGGAAUCCGUCAAUUGGAAGUAACUGUGAGACUCUCUGGCUGGGCAGCGCAUACUGCGUGAAGGGGCCGGCCUCAUCAUCUACAUCUACCACAACCACCUCCAGUGGGCCAUCCAGUCCCACCCAGACGGGGGUGGCAUCGAACUGCAACGCCUGGUAUACUGUUCCCGACGGCGGCUCAUGCGCUGCAAUUGAGACGCAGUACGGGAUCACGUUUGCGCAGCUGUAUCAAUGGAAUCCUGCUAUUGGCUCUAAUUGUCAGUAUUUGUUGAUCGGAUAUGCUGUUUGUGUUGGUGUCUCCUCGUAA
Messenger RNA from Aspergillus udagawae, 1890 nucleotides. RefSeq lists its product as uncharacterized. Bases 1 to 1890 code for a protein of 629 amino acids. The record is from RefSeq and is a predicted model, not a curated record. The transcript has 5 exons. Lineage: Eukaryota; Fungi; Ascomycota; Eurotiomycetes; Eurotiales; Aspergillaceae.